This is a messenger RNA of Aspergillus saccharolyticus JOP 1030-1, 1749 nucleotides long. RefSeq names its product uracil-DNA glycosylase. The transcript is spliced from 3 exons. Gene Ontology annotation, molecular function: uracil DNA N-glycosylase activity. Gene Ontology annotation, biological process: base-excision repair; base-excision repair, AP site formation via deaminated base removal. The record is from RefSeq and is a predicted model, not a curated record. Gene Ontology annotation, cellular component: mitochondrion; nucleus. Bases 125 to 1249 code for a protein of 374 amino acids. Lineage: Eukaryota; Fungi; Ascomycota; Eurotiomycetes; Eurotiales; Aspergillaceae.
ACUGUGUGCCUCGCUUCAACGCUCUCAUUUGGGUAAUUCUGCUAUCGCUGUCGACCAUACACCUUCUCCACAUAACGUCCAGCAGACUGCUCGUUGACUGUGUCUACGCAAUUUUAUUCGCAAUAUGGCUGGUCCAGCUGGCAGCAAACGGGAUGCUGAUCAUCUCAAAACCCAAGUCGCAGACCGAAAGAAGCCCAGGACCAACGGUAGCAUCACUUCCUUUUUCGGCAUUCCGAAAACUACAGUCUCGGUUGAAACCAUACCGUCGACCAGGCCUUCAUCCAACUUCGAUAAGCAAAAGUGGGCGGCAUCAUUGACUCCUGAGCAAAAAGAGCUCCUUCAAUUAGAAAUUGAGACUUUAGACGAGAGUUGGUUAGCGCAACUUAAGGAUGAGGUCGUGAAACCCGAAUUCCUAGCUUUGAAGCGCUUCCUACUGAAAGAGAAGCGGGCCGGGGUCAAGAUCUUUCCCCCAGAGGAAGAAAUAUAUUCUUGGUCGCGCCAUACCCCUCUCCACAGGGUCAAGGCAGUAGUCAUUGGGCAGGAUCCUUAUCACAACCAUAAUCAAGCCCAUGGUCUGGCUUUUUCUGUCCGACCUCCAACACCAGCCCCUCCGUCCCUUGUCAAUAUAUACACCGGUAUCAAGAAUGACUACCCCAAUUUUCAGCGACCACCGAACAAAGGAGGCCUUCUGACGCCUUGGGCGGAACGUGGGGUACUACUACUCAACACAUGUCUCACAGUCCGUGCACAUCAAGCUGCCAGUCACUCGAACAAAGGCUGGGAACAAUUCACACAGAAAGUCAUCGACUUAGUGACCCGAGUCCGCACUCGUGGCGUUGUGUUCUUGGCGUGGGGCACUCCGGCCGGAAAAAGGGUGACGGGAAUCAAUAGAGAGAAACAUUGCGUCCUACAAUCGGUUCAUCCAAGUCCGCUAAGCGCAUCCAGGGGCUUUUUCACCAAUCAGCAUUUCAAGAAAUGCAAUGAAUGGCUAUCUGAUCGGUAUGGACCGGACGAGAUUAUCGAUUGGAGUUUAAGCUCCGAGAAUAGGACAAGUAACCCUCUCGCCCAUACCCAGGCUCCUGCUUCAAACGAGUCAAAUAUUCAGGAAGACCUUGCGGUGAAAUCAACCCACCAUUCCAAGCAACAAUUUAAUGGUUUGGAGCCCUCAAUUCCGGCCAUAACUGCCGACGAAUUUGAUGAAGAUUUGGAUGCAUUGGAGAUCUUGGCGGCAGCAGAGUCAACCACUUAAACCUCGGGAAUAAUGGCAAAACGUUUUUACCACAGAUGCUAUGUUGGCUGGAAUGCCCCUAAACAAGAGUUAAGGAUUAUAUUCCGUAUCCAACAUCAUUGAGUAGGUCAUUCCAUAGUGAAUGAUAUGUGGUGGUGUUGUGAUACGGCGAGUUGAGUGACGAUUCAAAGAAAUGCUUUGCGUUUACGAGCAACGGUGGAUCGCGGCAUAGGCCUGAGCCUUGAUCUGCCAAUUUCCAAGCUCUUCAGCCUCGGGUAACCAUAGGGUCACAUGUGAUCGAUAGCUAAUGAGCAAGGGGCGCAAUACAUGACUGCAAAAGUCUUACCUAGUAAGGACAAUCAUGGCUUCGACAUCAAGACAUGCGCAAUCAUGGACCGCCUGUUCCUUUGCAUUUCCGGAGAGUUUUCUUGGCUUCUUGGUCUGCAAAGAAACUGAACCGAACUAUGCAGACAUACAAGCAAUUUAGAGGUUAUGGAGCUAUAGACGAAGCCAAGACAUGC